Wyeomyia smithii (pitcher-plant mosquito) is the source of this 3443-nucleotide messenger RNA. RefSeq lists its product as uncharacterized. Gene Ontology annotation, molecular function: nucleic acid binding; zinc ion binding; aspartic-type endopeptidase activity. The transcript has 2 exons. The record is from RefSeq and is a predicted model, not a curated record. NCBI's taxonomy places the organism in Eukaryota, Metazoa, Arthropoda, Insecta, Diptera, Culicidae. Gene Ontology annotation, biological process: proteolysis. Bases 1 to 1365 code for a protein of 454 amino acids.
AUGGGAGCAGAAUUUUGCCCGGCCAAGCACGCAGCUUGUUUGCAGUGUAAAAACAUUGGACAUUUUGCAAGACAGUGCCGUAAGCGCCCUAAUCAGGACCGCCAAUCAACAGUCACACCGAAGCGUAUCCGAACUGUGCAAGGAGAAUCAGUGCAAGAGACAACAAACGAAGAAAACCAAAAUGAAGGAUAUAUUUUCUACGCCAUGGGAAAUAAUACAUUUAGAUUCACUGUGGGUGGGGUGAACAUACCCAUGGUAAUAGAUUCCGGAGCCGCAGCGAAUGUCAUAAGUCAAUCAGCAUGGGAGGAGAUGAAGAGAAAGGGUGUUGCUGUUCAGGAUAUGACUACUACCGUAGAUAAAACACUUUCUGGUUAUGGCACGAAUACGCCAAUGAAGAUAACAGGAAGCUUCACAGCUAUGGUACAAGGAGGAGGCCAACAAACCGAUGCAAAAUUUUAUGUGGCUAAAAGUGGCCAGCAGUGCUUGUUAGGAGAUGAGACUGCUAAAGCACUUCACGUCCUUAAAGUUGGGUUCGGAAUAGGACGCGUGGAAGAAUCAUCGAUGGAGUUUCCUAAAAUCAAGGGAGUAACCGUUGAAAUACCCAUUGAUCACAGUAUUCAACCUGUUCAUCAAGCCUACAGAAGAGUACCAUAUGCGCUCGAGGAUAAGGUCGAAGAAAAACUGAACAUGCCUCUAACUCAAGGUUUCAUAGAGCAGGUUCAUGAGCCAUCUCCGUGGGUUUCUCCGAUGGUCCCCGUUCUCAAGGAUUCCGGUGACAUCCGACUGUGCAUUGACAUGCGUAGGGCUAAUGGAGCAGUUCUACGAGAAACGCAUCCAUUACCAUUGGUGGACGAGAUCUUGGGAUCGGUUGAUGGUGCGACUACGUUCUCCAAGAUCGAUAUCAAAGAUGCCUAUCAUCAACUCGAAAUUUCUAAAGAAUCAAGACCGAUAACAACGUUCAUAACGAAAACUGGCCUUUACAGAUACAAACGACUUAUGUUUGGGAUAAGCUGCGCACCCGAAAUAUUUCAGAAAACUAUGGAAACUAUUCUAGCGGGAUUAGAAGGUAUAAUUGUCUAUCUUGACGAUGUAGUAGUGUAUGGUUCAACUAAAGAGGAACACGACAAACGACUACAGGGAUUACAAAAUCGGCUUAAAGAAUAUGGCGUGUUGCUCAAUCAUCAAAAAUUUGUAUAUGGGGUUCCUGAGCUCGAGUUCCUUGGUCAUGUGUUGAACGAGAACGGAGUUAAGACCACAGAAGAUCGGCUGGCAUCUAUCAAAGGUUUUCGAGAGCCAAGAAAUGCACCAGAACUUAGAAGUUUUCUAGGACUGGUGACAUACAUCGGUCGGUCGUUCCCAAUCUAGCUGCGAAAACAGAACUUCUUAGACAGCUUCUACGCACGGGGAAUGUUUUCAUAUGGAAACAGCAGCAGCAAAUGGCUUUUGAAGCCAUCAAAACUGCUGUCAGUAAUAUCGGUUAUUUGGGUUUCUUCAACAAAACUGGUAAGAUAAAAUUGAUAGCCGACGCUAGUCCGGAAGGUUUGGGUGCAGUCCUUCUACAGGAAAAUAACGAAGGCACGUCCAAGAUUAUUGCCUUUGGUAGCAAAGCUCUCACUGAUCUUGAAAGAAAAUACUUUCAAACGGAACGGGAAGCUCUGGCGAUCGUAUGGGCUGUGGAAAAAUUUAAGCUCUAUUUACUAGGAACGAAAUUCUCACUUAUCACCGAUUGUAAGGCGCUGAAGUUCCUAUCAACCCGAGAUCUCGCCCCUGUCCACGAAUAGAGCGUUGGGUACUAAGGUUGCAGGCCUAUAAUUACGAUAUCAUCCAUGAGCCAGGUGCUAGUAAUUUAGCCGAUACUCUUUCACGGUUGUCAGUGUCCUCCCCCACAGCAUUCGAUAAAACAUCAGAAGUUUACAUUCGCCAACUAGUUGAAUUUGCUGUGCCAGACGCAAUUGUUUUGAAGGAUGUCGUCGACGCAACUAAAGAAGAUAAAACACUUCAAGAAGUGAUCCAAGCAUUGACUACAGAUCUGUGGCCAGAAACAGCCAAAGCAUAUAAAUGUUUCAAGUCAGAGUUACAUACAUCAGAUGGCGUUGUUAUGCGCGGAGACAGGCUGGUAAUUCCAGAAAAACUCCAUUUCCACAUCAUGGCAUGCGCUCGCGAGGAUCAUCCAGGCGUGACAGUCAUGAAACGCAGGCUUAGACAAAAAGUCUGGUGGCCAAAAUUAGAUAUGGAAGUGGACAAAUAUGUCAAAAGCUGCAACCUUUGUACCCUUGUUUCAACAACCACUCCUCCAGAACCGAUGCAAAGGACGAAGAUGCCAACAAAAGCGUGGUCCGAAAUUGCUGUUGACUUCUUAGGACCCCUCCCCACCGGACAUAAUCUUCUGGUACUGAUAGACUAUUUUAGCCGUUUUGUAGAGGUAGUAGUCAUGAAACAAAUUACGGCAGAUCUUACAGUAAAAGCACUUUUCGAAACAUUUUCCCGAUUUGGUGUUCCAGAAGUUCUACGUUCAGAUCAUGGUCCACAAUUCAUCAGCGAUUCUUUGAGGCAAUUUUGCAAGGAGUUUGGCAUUGAGCAACAAAAGACUACUCCAUACUGGCCACAAGCGAAUGGAGAAGUGGAACGCAUGAAUAACACUAUUUUGAAGCGUUUGCGCAUAAGCCAAGAAACAAGCCAAGGGGACUGGAAAUGGGACCUAAGAAAUUUUCUACUUAUGUAUAAUUCAACGCUCCAUACCAUAACAGGAAUAGCACCCUCAAGCUUAAUGUUUGGCAGAAUCUUGAGAGAUGAACUACCUAGCAUUAAUGAAUCAGCAGCACUACUUACAGAAGGCGUGAGAGAUCGCGAUUGGAUGAAGAAAUUAAAAGCAACGGAACUGUGUGAUACUCGUAGGCAAGCUAGAAAAAACAACUUGGUAGAGGGUGAUCUAGUGGUAGCGAAACGUACUGUAAAAGAAAACAAACUGUCAAGCAACUUCAGUCCGGAACUGUAUGAAAUUGUAAAACGAACAGGGACAGAGGCAGAAAUACGAUCCAAAAGUAGCGGGAAAAUAUACAAUCGGAAUGUCUCACAUCUGAAGCCUAUUCAUCCUGAAGGACCUAAGGGCUCGGAAGAAUUGCUAACUCAAACGGAUCCAAAGGAUAUUACCGAAGAUCAACCAACUUCAACUGAGCAACUAGUGGAGAAACCACGUAGUUGCCGAGAACAAAAGCUUCCUAGUUAUUUACAAGAGUAUGUAACGAAUGUUGAGGUAAAUCCUAAGUAAGGGGGGAGUGUGGUAUUCAGAAACAGACCAACCCAACAUAGAUGCACUAUGGUUCAAGAAUGUGUGUGAAACCAGACUAUACACGGGAAGACUCUACCGACUGAUUGAGUAGAGAUCGAAGCGGAUUGGAAGUCUAACGUUGAGAGAAUAAAAGUGCGUGAUAUCAAGUCGUAAA